UGCCAGUUUCUAUAAAUGCUUGACUGUCCAAAACCCCUAAUGAGGAGGGACCUGUUGAGUAAACUAGAUGCUCAAAUAACCUUUAAAAACAGAGAAAUACAGAAGAUAAUACCACAGUCAAAAAUAGGAGAAGUGAUAGUUUUUAUGUUACAGGAAGCGCCAAAACCAGAAGAACCAGUCCCAGUGGAAGUGGACAAUGCAGUGAUCCCUCUGGUGGGGGCUGAUGAACUUCUAGGUCAGUCAAAACUGGCAGAAAAACAUGUUCUAAAGCCCAGAGCUAAGCCGGUAAGACAAAAACAAUAUCCUAUUAAAUGGGAAGCUAUGAAAGGAUUGGAGAGCUUGAUCACAAAAUUUCUGAAUUAUAAAUUAUUGGUAGAAUGUGACUCAGAAUAUGAUACCCCAAUAUUACCAGUAAAAAACAAAAUGGUAAGGAUUAUCGGUUAGUUCAGGAUCUGAGGACCAUAAACCAAAUUGUACAAGAUAUUCACCUGAUGGUAACUAACCCAUAUACUUUAUUGACUUCCUUAAAGGAAGAGCAUAAAUGGUUUAGGGUACUCAGUCUAAAGGAUGUUUUCUUUUGCAUACCCCUGGAAAGAGGCAGGCAUAAUACUUUUGCUUUGAAUGGGAAAGCCUGACCACUGGAUGCAAAACCCAACUUGUCUGGGCAGUGUUACCCUAGGGAUUCAAAAACAGUCCUACAGUUUUUGGUAAUCAUCUAUCAAAAGAAUUAGAGUUAUGGAAAAGAAGGAAUUCAGACAGAGCAAUAUUACAAUAUGUGGAUGAUAUUCUACUGGAUGCAGACACUCGGAAAAGGUGUUUACAAAUGACUGUAAGUCUGCUAAACUUUCUGGGACAAGAAAAGUACUUUACUGAAAAAUAAAGCCCAAAUUGGAAAAGGAACUCUGAUUUAUUUAGGAUUCGAGAUUUCACAAGGACAGUGAAAAUUGGGAGAUAAUUGAAAAGAAGCUAUGUGCCAGACUCCUGAGCCAAAGGCAGUAUGGGAAUUAAGGACCUUCCUGGGUAUGGCCAGGUGGCGCAGGGUGUAGAUUCCCAAUUAUGGGUUACUGGUAAGACCCUUUUAUGAAACUCUAAAGGAGUCAUAAGAGACCUGGUUGCUAUGGACCCGAGUGCCAAACCGUUUUCAGGAAUUUGAAAAAAACCUUAAUGUCAGCCCCUGCUUCAGGGUUACCCGAUCUGGCCAAACUUUUGAAUUGUUUGUAUGUGACUGCCAAUACCUAGCUUUGGGUAUGCUGGCCCAAAGACUGGGAACAUGGAAAAGCACUAUAGGUUACUUUUCCAAACAGCUGGACAGUGUGAGCAGGGGAAGGCCAGGAUAUUUGCAAGCUGUGGCAGCAACAGUCCUUUGGAUUCAGAAAGUUGGAAAACUAACUAUAGGACAGAAAAUCAUUGUAUUAUGUUCCACACAUGGUUAUAUCUGUCCUAGAACAAAAGGGAGGACACUGGCUAUCUCCAAGCUCAAACACCAUGUUGUUUUGUUGGAACAAGACAACAUAGAAUUUAGAACCACCACAGCAACUAACCCAGCAAUGUUCUUGAACCCAAAGAUAGAAGAUUCAGGAAUUUUGUGUCAUAAUUGCUUGCAGACCAUCGAACAGGUAUAUUCCAGCAUACCAAACCUCAAGGACAUACCCCUGACGGAUCCCAGCUUGGAACUGUUUACAGAUGGGAGCAGUUUUGUACGAGAUGGGAGAGGAAUGGCUGGGUAUGCAGUAGUCACAGCCACACAGGUAAUGGAGGCUAACUCCUUGCGCAUUAACACAUCAGCCCAAAAGGCAGAGUUAGUGGCAUUACAGCAAGCCUUGAGGUUGGCGGAAGGAAAAAAGGUGAAUAUAUGGACUGAUUCAAAGUCUGGUUUUGGAAUAGUUCGUGCACUCAGGGCAGUUUGGAAAGAGAGGGUUACUGUCAGCCCAGGGAUCAUCUAUUAAAUACAAAGAAGAAAUUUUCCAACUUUUCCAGGACAUCCAGAAACCCAAGGAAGUAGCAAUAAUGCAUUGCAGGGCACACCACUUUGGACAAAUGACAAUAAAUGUGGGUAACCAAUUGGCUGAUAAGACUGCUAAGGAGGUAGCUGAACAAAAAGCAUCCUCGUCUUGGUACCAGAAAACCAGGUAAAAUUGCCAAUCUCAAAUCCCAAUUAUAGUAAAACUGACUGACAAUUGGCAGUGUUAUUGAAAGCAUCACUCACUAGAGAAGGGUGGUUCGUAACCCCCACCCAACGAGUUAUCAUACCACUGCCACUGAUGACUGAAGUAAUUAACAAAAUGCAUCAAGAAACUCAUUGGGUAAGUGAGGCCACAAUUUCUAACCUUCAAAAUUUCAAUUAUAAGCAUAGGAAUGACAGGAAUAGUUAAGUCUAUUGUAACAAAAUGUCCAAUUUAUUUAAAGAAUAAUCCCCUGAAUAGAAAACAACAACCCCUAGGAACCACUAGACAAGGGAACACGCUUGGGGACUAUUGGCAAAUAGUUUUCUCCAAAUUACCCAGCCAAGAUAAUUAUAAAUAUCUCCUAAUGUUGGUAGACACCUUUUUAGGAUGGCCAGAAGUUUUUCCUUGUUGCAGCAACAAAGCUAGAGAAGUAGUUAAAAUACUGCUAAAAGAAAUAAUCCCAAGGUCUGGGUUACCAAUAGGAAUGCCCUCAGAUAGGGGCCCCCCAUUUUGUGGUGGAUAUAGUACAAGAGAUUAGAAAGAUCCUUGGUAUGGUAUGGCAGUUACAUACUCCCUGGAGACUUCAAUCAGGUGGGAAGUUGGAAAGAAUGACUCAAACCUUGAAAUGACAAAUUAGUAAAAUGUGCCAGAGAACUUCUUUCAGGUGGCCACAAGCCAUCCCACUAGCCCUCUUAAGGAUAAGAAUGCAGCCAAGGUCUAAAGACAAGGUAAAACCUUGGGAACACUCAGAUGACAUAUUGUACUGACUGGACCGCUUGCACUGGACACACCUGUCCACCAGUAUCAACUAGGAGACUGUAUAUAUUAGAAUGUGGAACUUGGAACCAUUAUGAGAAAAAUGAAAAGGACCCUUUCAGGUACUCCUAACAACUUACACGGCAGUCAAGGUAGGAGAGAUUGAACCGUGGAUUCAUUUUACAUGUGUAAAGAAAGCACCACCAGAUCAAUGGAAAAUUACUUCUGAAGGACCCUUGAAGAUAAAAAUCAAUUGAGUCACAUGAACUACAGUUUGUCCUAUUACUGAUAACAGAUUGUGAGCAAGUGUAUUUGCUGUUUACCUUAAUUGGGAUUGUGGGACCUGUACUAUCUGAUGAAUAUGUGUCAUGCAAAUUAUCUUUGUCUAACCCAGAGCUAUCUCAAAACUUACAAUAGAUUCCUCCUGAUCAUAGGGGUCUUAAUCAAUUUGGCAAACUCCCUGCAAGGGCAUGAUAACAUGAGACAAAGAUCAAAAAGAAGCUUAGAGUUAGAAGGGCAUGAACAUGAACUUCCCAUUUGGGAUCCAGAAGAGAAUUUAUGGGAAGAAUUGGCUACUAAAGUAGUUAAUACUUCUAACUUUUGUUUACAUUCUAGCAAUUCAGUAAGUAAGGUGUUCACUUCCUGCCUUGUUGGAGUACCGACCCCUCUGAGAACCUUGAAACAUUAUCAGUUCCAAUACAAUGGCACAAGCCCAACUGGAGAAACCAUACAAUGGGAAGUCAGUAAUACGACUUGUCUGCAACAUCAGACCCGCCUUCCAACUGGGGAAAUACUGUGUUGGGCCAUAGCAAGAGAUAAUUUACAAUAUAAUGAAACCACAGUGGAAGCUUUGGGAAAGGUUAGUCAGGAGUUUAAUAGGAAAAUGUUCAAGGUCAGAAUAGGAAACUCAUUUCCAGCUGAGAGUUGUAUAAAGUUUGUGAAUUGUUCUAAAAACUGUUUAAAUUUAUCCAGAUCCAAGCCUAUACUACAUUGUAAUCAGACAUAUGACAUGUCAACAGACUACAAACAUACCAUAUUACCUCAAGGGUGGUUUUUAUUGUGUGGUAGAAUGGCCUACACCUAUAUUCCGGCCAACUGUACUGGAGGUCCCUGUUCUCUGGGAAGAUUAGUUCCCCGAUUAUAUAGGCCAGCUGAUAUCAUGAGGCAGGAAAGGAGGUCCAGGAGGUCGAUCCACUCAUUAGGUGAAGAAUGUGAUGCAGAAGUAACACUUUUUAGUCCUGAAGAAAUAUCAGCAGCUGCGUUCCUAGCUCCAGGAGCAGGGGUUGCUAUGAAUUAUAAUGUAAUGAAACGACUGGCUUGUGCCUUGGUGAAAAAUAUCAAUUACACCUCUCAAGCGCUGUCAGUCAUACAGGAAGAACUGAGCCAGAUAAGACAAGCUGCCUUGGAAAAUAGGGCGGCCAUAGACUAUUUAUUACUCCGUCACAAUCAUGGGUGCAAAGAAUUCAAAGGCAUGUGCUGCUUCAACCUAACUGGCAACUUGGAGCUGAUAGAGAGUAAAACACAGAAUCUGAAACAGUCAGCCCAUGGUAUUAAAGAGAGACAAGGGCUGGAUUUGUCAUGGCUAACAAAUUGGUUACCAAACUUGAUCUGGGUUAAACAAAUCUUCAUAGCUGUAAUUCUUAUUAUUGUAAUCAUCUUGGUAAUUUACGUAUUAAUGCAGUGUAUUCCUAUGAUUAGAAACCUGUGCGAUUCAAAAUACAGAAGAUCUCUCUAAUGGGACAGAGAAGUCUCAAAAGGGGUGAAUUGUUGUAAAAUUCUCAAGAUUAUGAAAUAGGCAUCCUGUAUUAAUCAUGGGUAAAAAGGGGCUAAAAACAUAUGCACAUAGAUAAGUACUGAAAAACCAGUUGAAACCAACACAUCUUGCAACACACUGACAAGAUUGCUCAAUGAGCCAACUCAUGACCCUAUGUGGAUCAGAACUGCUGAGUUUGACUAAAGGACACAGCAGAGUGACCUCUGAAGCCCACCAAGGACCCUGACAAGAGACCCCAGGAGACUUGGAAUGCAUGUGUAAUGAUCAUGUAAAUAUUAUAAUGAGAUCCAGGAAAAGGGAUGAAUAUGUACAGUUCUUCUGAGAAAUGUAAUAUGUAUGUAUGGAACAGAAACAUAUAAAGGAUGUAUGUGUGCACAAUAGGUGGAGAGAUCCCCUGUGCACCCGGUGCUGCUGA
Molecule: messenger RNA, 5110 nt
Organism: Egretta garzetta (little egret)
Lineage: Eukaryota; Metazoa; Chordata; Aves; Pelecaniformes; Ardeidae
Exons: 2
Coding region: 3277-4656 (459 amino acids)
Source: RefSeq, a predicted model, not a curated record